UGGAUUCUCUCUCUUCGCUUCGCCAUCAAAACCCAAACCCUCACUUCCCUACCCUUGGCGGCUGAAACUUCCCCCCCUUGUCUCCCUCUCAUCUCUCUCUCUAUAUCUCGUAGGGUUUUCUUUCCUCUCCAAUUGGAUUUAGGGUUUUAGAUCGUUACUCUCAUGGCCACUGUUGCUCCUCCCGCAGAUCGUAUCCUUACCAACCCUGUUGUCCAUCUGGAAGCUGCAGAUUUGCUGCAAAAGUUAUCAUUGGAUUCUCAACCCAAGACCUUGGAAAUUCCUGAACAUACAAAGAAGCCGUCUGUUGAUGCAGCCGAUACUACAAAUGGUCAGAUCCAGUUGUAUGAACGUUCUGUGACCCCGUUAUUACAGGAUUUCAAUGAUCCAUCCAUGUGCUAUGUCCCAAACAGUUAUCCAUCGACUGCUUAUUAUUAUGGAAGUUACGAUGGGACUGGUAAUGAAUGGGAUGACUACCCGAGAUAUGUAAAUCCAGAGGGAGUUGAAAUGCCUCCUGGAGUUUAUGGGGACAACGGAUCGCUUAUGUAUCACCACGGUUAUGGGUAUGCCCCCUAUAGCCCAUAUUCACCUGCUGGUUCCCCGGUUCCGACUAUGGGACAUGAUGGGCAGCUAUACGGGGCUCAGCAUUACCAAUAUCCACCUCAAUAUUUCCAACCCCUGACCCCAACUAGUAUGCCAUACACCCCUACUCCUGCUGCCCCCUCUAAAGGAGAAAUUCCCAACUCUGCACCUGCUGACCAAACACCUUUGUCCGUGGAAACUGCUAAUGGAAACUCCAAUGGCAUUGCUAACAGUGGGGGCGUAAAGGGAAAUAAUGGUUCAGCACCAACAAAACAUACAUAUCAGAAUUCAUCAUUUAAUACCAAUGCUUCCUACGGGAGGGGUGGCCUUCCUGGGGGAAUUCCUGCGUUGGGUUUUCAAGAUCCAAGAUUCGGCUUUGAUGGUUUAAGGUCUCCUAUCCCUUGGUUGGAUGGCACAAUAUUUUCUGAUGGGCAGCCUAGGCCUGUGACUAGCACUUCGAUGGUUUCAUCAAUAUCACAUGCGAAUAACUCCCCAGCAUCAAGGAAUCAGAAUUAUCGUCCUCAUUCUCAUCUCAUGGGUUUGCACCAACCGAGACCAAUGCCUAGCAUGGGCACAGCUAAUGGCUAUAUGAAUAGGAUGUACCCGAACAAAUUAUAUGGCCAGUAUGGAAGCACCUUUAGAUCUACUCUCGGUUUUGGAUCUAAUGGUUAUGAUUCACGAACAAAUGGACGUGGGUGGUUGGUCGAUAGCAAGUACAAACCCAGGGGGCGAAGCAAUGGUUUCUUUGGUUAUGGCAAUGAGAACAUAGAUGGUUUGAAUGAGCUGAACAGGGGACCGAGGGCCAAGAGCUCUAAGAACCAGAAAGGUUUUACACCUGUUCCCUUGGCAGUGAAGGGGCAAAACACAUUAAAUGGAACAAAUGAUCUGGAGAAGGAAAGGUCAAGUGUGGCUCCCGAUCGGGAACAAUACAACAAAGUAGAUUUCCCUGAGAGUUACACUGAUGCUAAGUUCUUCAUCAUUAAAUCAUACAGUGAGGAUGAUGUCCACAAGAGCAUCAAGUAUAAUGUGUGGGCUAGCACACCGAAUGGUAAUAAAAAGCUUGAUGCAGCAUAUCAGGAAGCUCAGCAGAAGUCUGGUGGUUGCCCUGUUUUUCUUUUCUUCUCGGUCAAUACUAGCGGGCAAUUUGUUGGUGUUGCAGAGAUGACAGGGCCAGUUGAUUUUCACAAGAAUUUUGAGUACUGGCAACAAGACAAGUGGAACGGUUGUUUCCCUGUUAAUUGGCACAUUGUAAAAGAUGUGUCCAAUAGUCUGUUGAAGCACAUAACCCUAGAGAAUAAUGAGAACAAGCCUGUAACUAACAGUAGGGACACUCAAGAGGUUAAAUUGGAGCAGGGGCUUCAACUGCUCAAAAUAUUCAAGGAUCACUCAAGUAAGACAUGCAUCCUGGAUGAUUUUGGUUUUUACGAGGGUCGCCAGAAGACAAUUCAAGAGAAGAAGGCCAAGCAACAGCAUUUCCAGAAGCAGGUAUGGGAAGGAAAACCAACUGAUGAAAAGAACAAAGAAGGGGCAAAUGGGGAACUGAAAUCACAGCAGAAGUCUUCAGAAGCUGCCUCUGAUUUUGUCAAGGAGCCUACUACCCCUGCUGUUCAGACGAACAGGGAUGUAAAGCUUUCAGAAAAUGGAUCGGCAGUUACAAAAUCUGGAGACGGGCCGAAUGGUGCUAAAACAGCUGCAGUGCCAGAGAAAAAGAUUGCGGCAAAUGGGGUUGCAAAUGUUGAGGGUACAUUUUUUCCCAUGUGACAAGGCAGAGAGGCUUAGCUGCUUUUGUUGAGAAUGAAAACGAGCCCCAUUUUUUCUCAUGAUGCGGGUCAGGUUCUAUAGCUGUUUAGUUUCAAACAGGUCUCCUUACCUUGGGGGUUUGUGGGUUUAGGGCCUUUUUUUUUUUUUUUUUUUUUUUUUUUUUUUUUUGGUUUUUUUUUUUUUUUUUUUUUUUUGUGUGGCUUUAAUAUAUUUUUGUUGGUCUAUUUUUUUCUCUUUUGUUUUUUUGAAUCUCCUUUUUUAUUUCUAGUUUGGCCUCAUCUUGUAAAAUCUAGAUCUACUUUUGCUAAAAGCAGAUUUUGCUUUUUGUAGUUGGGAGAGAGCUAGAGGCAAGGUGGGAAAAAGUAUUGCAAUAGAUAAUAGUUCCCUAGUAGUUGAAGCUUUUGAAAGUUAAAUUGUUUUUUUUCUUUUAGUGUUUUCCUUUCGUUGCUUAUGUUAUAUGUUUAUGUUAAUGACCUUUUAUAUUUA
Molecule: messenger RNA, 2826 nt
Organism: Camellia sinensis
Lineage: Eukaryota; Viridiplantae; Streptophyta; Magnoliopsida; Ericales; Theaceae
Product: YTH domain-containing protein ECT4
Biological process (GO): mRNA destabilization
Cellular component (GO): cytoplasm
Molecular function (GO): mRNA binding
Source: RefSeq, a predicted model, not a curated record